Molecule: messenger RNA, 465 nt
Organism: Phragmites australis (common reed)
Lineage: Eukaryota; Viridiplantae; Streptophyta; Magnoliopsida; Poales; Poaceae
Exons: 2
Coding region: 1-465 (154 amino acids)
Source: RefSeq, a predicted model, not a curated record
AUGGCUGCCUACCCCACCGGCUCCUCCUCUGCCCCCAACGCCUCCGCCGCGGCGGCUACUGAGGCCACCGACGGGCCGGUUUUCCAUGUGGUCUCGAAGCGCCUCCGUGCGCUGCGGAAGAAGUACAACCGCAUCCUGCAGAUAGAGGAGUCUCUCGCCGCCGGCAAGACGCUCAACCACGAGCAGGAGGAGGUGCUCCGCUCCAAGCCCGUCGUCACCGUGUCGAUCGACGAGCUCGAGCGCCUUCGCGCCCCUCUCGCCGCUGCCCUCGCCGAGAGCGAGUUCGUCGCCACCAUGGUCGCGUGCACCCACGAGCGGAGUUGCUGCAUCACUUAUGACUACGUCACGGAUGACGCGGCGGACCUGCUCGUGGAGACUGACCUCGACGCGGUCUCUGCUCUCGCGGUCCUUGCCGCCUCGCGUCCUGCUGCUGCGGUUGGCGUCUCCCACCGAGACGCUCUCUAG